Molecule: messenger RNA, 8949 nt
Organism: Cydia fagiglandana
Lineage: Eukaryota; Metazoa; Arthropoda; Insecta; Lepidoptera; Tortricidae
Product: GTPase-activating Rap/Ran-GAP domain-like protein 3
Exons: 25
Coding region: 395-3493 (1032 amino acids)
Biological process (GO): activation of GTPase activity; regulation of small GTPase mediated signal transduction
Cellular component (GO): cytoplasm
Molecular function (GO): GTPase activator activity
Source: RefSeq, a predicted model, not a curated record
UAAGGCAGCAGCGGCGCGACUCACGGCAGUUCUGUUCCCGCCGCCUAACGGACCAGUCGCGACGCUCCCCCGACUAACACUCGAAAAACAAUUCAAAAACACUUCAUAACUAUAAACAAACAAUUGACAUUCACAUCUGUGUUGUAUGGAAACUCUGCUUGACUGAGCAGAUUAUAAGUGAGAAGUGUAUAAACCAUAUAGACAUGUGACUAACUAAGUAAACACAUAACUUUGGGACGUGAAUGAUUUGCCGCAUUUAACCGUGCCAGUGUACAAAUACGAACGGAACUUUUCACAAGUUCUCGCGAUCUAAAAUGUGAAUUUACGGAUUUUACUUUUAUAAAAAUUAGCACAAUGAUAGAAAGACUGGGGCAAUGUUUUGUGUGAUGUCGGGAUGCUUUGUCUCGAGUCCAUAAUGGCGCGGUGGCGCGAGCGCGGCGAGCGGCGCGAGAUGGAGGAGAGCCGCCGCCUGCGCAGCCGCAGCCUUUGCUCCUCGGCCGAGGGCAGCCUGUUCCAACUCCUGCACCGACGAGCUAGCAGUGCGAUACGGAUGCGGCCACCAUUAGAGCCCACCUGCUCAUCUGCCAGCGAGCUGAUCACGCGCCGAGGCGUGUUCUCUCGUAGGCAAUAUGGGUCGGUGGAACAGGUCAGCAACCUCGCCGGACCCAGCGACGGACCCGACUCGUACAUCAGACGUUACCGCCUGGAAAAUGGCAAUUCACUCGGAGAAAAAGAUGAGCUCUUUGGGCCUCACAACACCCCGGUUCUGGAAAACCCGGAGUUUCAAACUCGGUGGUACUUCAAGUACUUCCUGGGAAAAAUGCAUCAGAACUACGUGGGGCUAGACUACGCCCGCGAGCCCUUCCUACUGAGCGUCGUCCAGGAGAGCUCAGCCGGACUCAUGCGGGCCAUACUCUUCAACAAAAAUGGUGCCCAAAAGAUUUACAUCCCGCCGAGUGCCUGGAACACGGACCCCAAGACUGAAGUCCGCACACGGCCAACUGUCAAGCAGAUCCUCGCCCAGUUCCCAUGUAUGGAACGAGUAGAUAAGUUGCCGAGGGAGGUGAGCCGAGAGAUAUCAUGCGCCGAAGUGCAGAAGGACGUGCUGCUUCUAGAAGAGCAGGAGGGCUCCGUGAACUUCAAGAUCGGGGUCAUGUUCAUGCGGCCCGGCCAGCGGACCGACGACGAGAUGCUCUCCAACGAAUUCGGCGACGAUGCGUUCGAGCGAUUCAUCGACCUUCUGGGGGACAGGAUUCGAUUAAAAGGCUGGAAUCGAUUCAGAGGUGGACUUGAUGUUAAAGGUGACAUGACGGGGUUGUACUCCGUGUACACAAUGCACCACGGACACGAGAUCAUGUUCCACGUGUCCACGCUGCUGCCGCACUCGAAGGACAACAAACAACAGCUGGAACGUAAACGCCACAUCGGUAACGACAUAGUGAACAUAAUUUUCGUCGACGAGAGGGCCCACGAGACUUUCAACCCGCAGUUUAUAAAGAGCCACUUCACACAUAUCUUCGCCGUGGUGUCAGAGAUCCCCGAGGGCUACAAGCUCAGCAUCUUCAGCGACGACUGCGUGCCCCCGUUCGGGCCCUCGCUGCCGUGCCCCCCGAUCUUCGUGGACCCCAACCUGUUCAGGGACUACCUGCUGGUAAAAAUGAUGAACGGCGAGAAGUCCGCGUUCCAAACGCCGAUCUUCACGCAGAAGCGCCAGCGGACGCUCGACACCCUCAUCAAAGACAUAUACUCGGAGCACUGCACGGACCACAAAGUGCCAAUGUUAUCCCGCCGCGCGCUGUCCGACGUGUGGUCGGGCAACAGUCAGAGCGCGGGCGCGGCGCGCACGGAGCGGUUCCUGCACAUCGGACAAGCCAUCAAGCUGGACGCGGUGCUGCGGGGCGACGCGCCGACCAGCCUCGCCUCCUCCGGCCAGGUCCAACGGAGCGGCCGCCGCGCGCCGUGGGAGGGCCGCGUGUGGCGCUCGACCCCGCUGCCCGGCGCGCCCGUCUGCGCCGAGCAGAUCUCGGAGGGCAAGCUGCUGCUUUCCACCAACAACAACACAUACAUACUCGAAGACAGUGGCACGACCCGCGUAAUCCUCCGAUGGGAGGGCAGCGUACGCGCCGUGCGCCUGACGGAGCGCGCGGGUCUGUUCCGCGUCGGAGCGCGCGCCAACGGCGUCAGCUCGGCGUCCAGCAACGCCAGCAGCGCCGGCGUCUACGCCGUCCCGCUCGCCCAGUUGUACGCCGGCGCCUGGGCCAUGCGGCCGCUGCAGGACUGCAAGCAGGCGCGCCUCUCGCGCACCAAGACCGCACACUUCUUUGACCUGGUGGAGCACAGUGGCAGGAUCACCCUCGUCGUGUCGGUCAGCAGGCGGGUGCUCAUCAUGGCGGAGGAAGAACGGCUCGACAACGACAAAGGCUUCGACUACGUCCAUAUCAAGGACGUCAUGCUGGGCGAGGUACCGUCGCUGAUUAAGUAUUUGAACUACGACUCUGGCGUAAUUGUGGCAGGGUACAAACAUCACUGGGAGGUCGUUGACUGCGGCAGUGGACAGUGCGUGAAACGCGCUGACAACGCUGAGCAACGCCGCGGCACCCUCGUGAACGCGCUGCGCAUAGGCGAUGAGCGGGACCGACAGAUCGUGCUAUGCUACAACCAUACUUGCCACUUCGAGAGGCUGACCAACCGCGGCCUGGAGAGCGAAGCCGAAUACGACUUCCACUGGACUUCAGUGCCGCUGGCAGUCGUGAACGCGUUCCCAUACAUAAUGGCGUUCGCCGAAGACUUAUUGGAGAUACGUCUGGUGGCGAACGGUUCGCUAGUGCACGCCGCCUGCAUCCCCGGCCUUAAGCUGUUGUGUGGACAACGCGACAUAUUCUACGUGGCAUGCGCGCCCGAGUACGUGCCCCUCAACGACGACGAUGAGGCCAACCUGGGCCUGCCCCCGGAGAGCAUGGAGCAAAUCCGGCAGCGGCAGCAGCCCUACUCAGUGGAUGGAGACGACAGUAACGAGCCGUGCACGAGCGCUGCGGCCCGCGCCGCCGACGCGGCGUCUGCGUCAGCGUCAAGCCGCAGCAGCUCGCUGUCUUCAGAGUACGACACUAUACGCCCGCCGCUGCAGCGCACGGCGCGCGUGUCGCCGCCUAACUCACCACAAGUGUCAAGUUCGACUUCGACCGAGCAGCCGCCGACGCCGCCGACGACGGCGUCGUCGUCCCGCUGCGUGCGAGUGUACAAGAUCCCGCACGGCAACCUCGGCGCCGGCGCCUACGCGCGCCAGUCAGUCUCUGUGGACCAGCCACGGCCUCAAGGUGCGGCCGCGCUGCUUCAGGCAGCGGCGCUGCUGCCCCAAGGAGCUCAGCCUCAAGCGGCUGCGCGAGCCCAAGUGGAGCCUCAGCCCGGGCCCUCGGGGCUCCAGCGGCUCGACUACCAGCGCCCAUCCACGUCGCGAGCCCCCACGGAGCCGCGACCAUCCACGUCGCGAGACUAAAACGUGCACAAUUUAAAACUGAUCUAGUCUAUUUACAAAUUUUACUCUAUGUUAUUGAUAUCUUUGAAGUAUACCAAAUAUAUUUGGAGUAGGUUCUACUGUGAAGGUAGAUUAAUUAUAUUUUUAUUGAAGCGAUACUCUGAGUUUGUGAUCUAAUUGGCCAUGGCCGUGAGUGUAUCUAGGCACUUUAUUUGCCACAACCACAAACAUUGACUUUUCUGACAUGAAUAGUCGUUCAGAUGUCUCCCGGAUCACAUACACGGUUGUAUCUCUUAUAUCGUGGUUAUAUCUAGUCUAGUACAAUAUGAAUUAACUAGGUAAUGGAAAAGAUGUGAUAUAAAGUCAAGAUUGACGGGGGAAGGGGUAGUGCGGACUGCAUAGUUGUAUAUCUAGUAAGACGAUACUUACCGCUGUAUUCACAAUAAAAUUGUAUAAAACCCUCAUAUAUGGACUUCGUCUAACGCUAUCAAUCACUUAUGUAUAUAUAUAAUAGGUACCCGCUACUGAUAAUUAUAUACCACAUCAUAAUGUUUGAUGGGUUUGCCUAGUUAUUUAAAUAAAUUAUGGAAAUAAGUAACCAAAUUAAAAAAGUACUAACAAUAUUAAAAUUACAAUACUUUAAAAGAACUGACUUUGACUUUCUGGCAAUUUAGUUAGAUUUGUAUGCACAAAAUAUAUGCUCAAAAUAUUAGAAAGGCGGUUUUAACAAAUUGUCAAAGACAAAGAAAAUGGAAUGCUGUAAAAAGCAUUUCAAAGAACACACUAAGCGUAGUUAUAAUAAAUAAAACAUUAUAUUUAUAAUAUCUUAAAAUUCUAAAUGUAAAUAUUAUAAUAAAAUAUCUACACUCCUGUAUAAUACUUAUACAACAGUGACGAUGAGCAGAUUUUUGUUGAAUUUGGAUACUAACACAGAACACUACCUAUUCAAGAAUACCUACGUUAGAAAUUACACAAUAACGUCAAUGAUUAUGCACCUAUAGUUCAUAAUCGUUAUUUUUUAUAUAAUUAUCGUUUAUAUCUUCGAAAUCUGCUGAUCGACAAAAUAAUAGUAGGUAUUAUUUUACUUACCUACCUACUAUAGGUAUCUACGGUAGAUAGGGUCGUCAACAAGAUCUAGUCAAUAUUUCAAUGACUUAUUCUCUGACAUAGGUAACUUAUAAAUCUCACACUCACUACUUAUUAAAGCUAGCUUAGUUUAAGAAUUUCUAAAUGAAUUAUACCUUAAAUGUCUAUUAGGACACCAGAAAAGAAGUGCCAUCCAAUUAAUUUUGAUUAUCAUCUAGACUUAAUUAAAACUUACAUUUUGCGAUGCAAGAGAAUUGAAACAGUAUUUACUUAAGUAUAACAAUAACUACUGUCUUUACAGAGAUGGAAUUCUAGUAGUAACUAUUUUCAAUGAUAUUAUAUCUUGAUAUUUCAGAGGGUAUAAAUAUAAAGUAAGUAACGUGAGGAGAGGCCCAUCGGCCAACCAAAGAAAGAACCAAACUGAUAGCAACUUAAGAUCUCUUUAUAGAAUAGGAAAUGAAUUUAAAAACACUAGUACGAAAAUGUUAAAUCUAUUUAUAUAUAUUAUAUGUAUACCUAAUGGAUAGGUAUUUCUAAUAUAUUACGCUGAAUGGUACGUAGCCGUCACCAGUCUUCAUGCCACGGAAGCCACGCAUGAUAUUGUUUAACUCGACGAUCGUAAUAGGCCUAUGUAAAUCACUUCACUGUUUACUUGUUUCCAUGACCAUAUAUGUAUUGUUAUUAUCGGAAAUUGUCAUAUUCAAUCACAUUGUUCAUGCGAUAUCGAGCGAGAGAUGUGUAAAAACGACAAAUAUACUUUCAUAGAUAUACGCAAUUGAACAAUAAUCUCUUUAGGAUUGGAAAAAGAUUUAAAUAAAAUCACCUUUAUAUAUUCGUCGGCGUGUCUAUAUUAGUACAUUUGUCUGUUAUUAAGCUAACGAGGCCUUUUUGGCGAAUGGUAUGGUAUAUUUGAUCUAUUGGGUGCAGUCGGUACAGUGUCGUAGCAGGCGCCGCACGAACGCAAUCAUUCCAUGUUGAAUUUAAUACUUACCUAAGUACUAAUUGUUAUCUAUAGUCACUAAUCGUUGUUUGGAGACUAUAUUGAAAUCAUUUUAUGUGAUAUCUACUUGUAAAAAAAUAUAAAAUAUAAAAAAGAAUUAAAUGUUAAAUUUACAAUAUAGGGAGGAUAGGGGCGGUACCAAACCUGAGCGGACGGCUAGGACUGAUUCAAAUGUUCUCAUUGACAACUCACCGGAUUGAGUUGCAUCGCUACUCGUUAGAAGCUUUCUCGAAGUCAUUUGUUAUGGAACUGCAUGUGGUUACCUCCAUAGAUUACUAUAGUAAUGCAUGUACCUAAUCCAUAACUUGUGUAAUGUUACCCGACCCGUGAAUAAAUGUCAUAGAGAUCGAUAUUAUUCUCAGCAGUAGUGAUAAAAUAAAUGUCAAUAUUUUAUGUAGCGGUUUGAGCCACUGGCCAACCAAAGAUUCGUUAGAUUGUAUGUUACUCAAAAAAAACCCUUGGGCAUAUUUGGGAUGCUAUGCGAGCGUCGACUAUAAACUAUCAAUUUUAGGUGUACCGUGUACCUAUAUUGAUAACCAUUUGUUUGUAUAUUCUCUGGACAAAGCAUCGUGAUUGUAAUUAAUGGUAACAGAUUGUGGUAAUGGAUUUGAUGACACCACGCUAAUAUCUACAAAAAUACAAAACAGUCCUAGACGCUUUAGCAUUUAUCACGCCCUAAACGUGCCCUAGGGAUAGUUACACUAUUCAUGGACCAACAACAGACUGACAACGUUGCCGCUCUUAGCAUAUCUGCAAUGCAACCCAAAAAUUAAUGUUACCUACGACAUGAGACUCCAUUUUGAACGUUGUUUUGAUUGUUAAGUCCCACAGUAGGUAAGGAGGCUAAUGCAUAUUAGGAUAGGGUAUGCAGAUAUGAUUAGCGCGACAGAAUGACAGAAUAUUAAUUACCAUUAUCACCGAAGCGGGGUAUGUGUUUACGAAAUAGAGUUUAAGUUAGUUUAAUCUCGCAUCGAAGUUUUGUCAGGGGAGGACUGUGUUACGGAAAUGAUAAAGGCUAUUUAGGAAUUGGUUUGGAUACCCCUAAACAAGAUUUCGAAAGUAAAUGGUAGGGGUCCGAUUUUCAUAUAGCAAUAGCGUGAAAUUAACCAAUACUCUUUUGAUGCGGAUGCCGUUUUAAGCCCAUAUUUCUACAGUACUCUUAAACAAAUGCGCGGCAUAUUGCGCCUAUCUAUCUAUAUUCAGAAAGGUUCAUUGGAUUUAAAUAUCUAUGAGCGACCAGUACGUUUACCUAUGUGUUGGACACAUCAUUGAUAACCAUUAGGCACUUAGAGAAUAUAUAUAACCAACGGAGUGGUCAUUAACAGGCGUUCCCCUCUGUCGAAAAAAGGCGCCCAAUGGUCAACCACAUGUCAAACACAUGUAUGGACUGACGUUUAUCUGACAUGGCUAUGUUGACGUUACGUAUACAUUUGAUGUGCCCCUCCCCCGCAAAAAACGGCAGACUAUUUUGUACCGAAAAUUAUAGACAUGGCGUCUCCAUUGGUUAUAUUCUCUAAGAUUAGGCAGGGUCAUCCGUGGACUUAUGCAAAAUCGGAACCUGUCGUUUACUAGGGUCUUUCCAAAAAUCUCAUCUACGCUUAAAGUAUAAGCUACUAAAUGUUACAUGUGUAGAUCGUAAAUGUCUAUAUAAAGUAGAUGCUGCGAUGUCUCUUAGGACAAUCUGUUAUGUCCGACGGAAAGACCCGACACCCGCUUCGGUGACUUCAUACAAAAGUAGUUGAAACAGAUAUUAAAAUAAAGACAUAUUUUACGCCAAAAUUGAAGGUGUAACUCAUCCCACGACAAUGCAUUCCUAAUUAUAUUGAUAAUAUAUGAUAUUAGCAGAGUUUAUCAAUUGUUCGGUAACGUUAAAUUGCGUUGCGAGAGAGGAUAUGAAUAUUAAUAGAAAUAAAUUAAAUACCUACUAGGCUACCGUCCGUCGCAUUACAUUCAGAGAUGCAGAGGUGCAAACUAAAGUCUAAACUCACAUAUUUUGUUCUGUAACCUUUACCGUCACCGUUUAUCUAAGUAAAUGAAAGCCACGCGGACUGUGUUUCUUUUAAACACGAACAGAAGUUAAAAUGAGAUUUAUAAAAGAGUUGCGAAUAUUCUGGUCUCAUAUCUCUACGUGUUUUGUGAAUAACCGAUGGAAUACGAGUUUUGUUUUUGUUAAUUUAUUUAGAUACAUUAUGAUCUUACAUAUUCGUACACUGCAUUAUGUAAGCAAUUAAAUCGGGUAUAUCUGCGGCUGAGUGUACAUAUACAGAUAAAUAAUAUAGUCCAACUGGUUAUCGCUUUACAAAAUUGUGUUCCUCUGUAUUUGUUAUACAGGACAUAGACUAGGAAUCCUCUAGACCGAGUUUAGAGCAAUUAUUUCAUGCAACCGACGAUGCCAAAAAUGCGGGGGUGCGCGGGACGAGGUGAGCGAAGUCCCGUGCCGUGAUUGGUCUGUUCAAAGACACGGACGUCACACAAAGACACUUUCGACUCGAACAUGGAAUGGAGUAAAAUUACCGUAUGCGUGGCAGAGGCAGGGGUGCGAAGCUCCUGACUUCGGCCUAACUCGGCUCCGCUCGGCUCAGCAUUGCUCCGAGCAAUUUUUAGGGUUGGCACCACUUGACUUCCUUUUGCGUGCACGACCACAGAUAAGAUAAUCACUUAAAUUUUGACAACCCUAAAUAGCCGAAAGGGAUAGUGCCAUAUAUUAGAAAGGGAUAGUAUGAUUCGACCCUGAACCGCUGUCAAAUUCGGUUUUGUAGGAAGCUUCCUUUCUGUACGGUAGUACUAUUAUUUAAUCUGUGGCAGAGGGGGUAGCGCGACUAUGCUCAGUCUGGAGGAUGUUUUGUCUGUGAUACAGGAUAUCCCUACUUUAAACCUAUGUAUUUUGAUUUCUUGAUUAUGGAAUAGUAACUAGCACGGGUCAUAACUACGAGUAUAUAGUCUCAAACCUUGUUAUUCAGACCCAAUAUUAUUUAUUUGCAACUUUAGAUAUCGUAUGUGACUAUGUGUCAACUAAACUCCCAAAUCCCUUAUCCCCUUGUAUAAAAAGUCAAAAAAUGGGGUUAGGGGAAGGAGACCUGCUGAGUUAAUUAUACCAUAUAUAUAUGGCUUGACAACAAUGAGGAAUGUCAUGCCACUUUGUACGGACGCUACCAAAUAUUUUGUCUUUGACACUAAAAUAUCCAUAUAAAAUAUUUGGUAAUCCCAUGAUCCUAUUGUAAAUUUAUAAAAUAUUUCUUGGAUUUUGAAACGUUAUUACGUGGCUUUAAGAUGAAUGUGUCUUUUGAUAUUUUUCUCUUCUCUCGGCGAUAGCACUUUACGAUUCGAGAUUUUAACCCAGUUAUUUUUAUCUGGAGUUUAUUAAAAGAAAUAAAUGUCUGUUCAAUGAGAA